UCAAUUUAUAUACGGACGCCGAGAGCUGCGGUCAGAGACUGAAGAAAAUGCUGAAACGCUUGCAGUUUGUAUGGCAACUGAUAAGUCAAGUCGGCCGAUAAGGAAUCGGUCAAUCAUAUGGUUGGUGUAUGUAUAUCAGUAGUUGAUAAACUGUAGAUAAGGGAGCGGCCAGAUGAGACUAAGAAUCUGGACUUCCAGGUAAUCCCCUCUAAUAUUCACCGCCCUGUCCCCUUAAUAGGUGCUAAUCAAUCAGAGAGAUAUCCAAAAAAAACCCCGCUUGACUCAUCAGCUGUGCGUUGUGUUUAGUUCAUUAUUAUUCCACUGUUCACUGCCGAUCUCAUUCUGCAGCUUAAGCUUACGGAUCGCUCGGAUCGAGUUUUACUCGCUAGCAUCUGGGAGGGCUGCCUUCAGUCGCCGACGAUCUUCCAUUGCGAGCGGUUCGGGGCUUUUGGAGCCAACUAGUAAAUCGGAAAUCCGUAAGCGGUUCUCAACGCGUCCGACUAGCUUAAACUUAAUCCCGACUUGACGGCGAUCUCGAGAGGCAAUUAACGAGCGGUUGACGCAAUCAGAAAUGCAGUGGCUUACAUUAAUUUUGGUGGGGCUUUUCGCCUCGUUCUUAUCAAUAUCAAUGUGCGUGGCUUUGGAACCGCCCGAUGAUGGCAAAUUGCGAGUUUGUAUCGUUGAAUCGCGUGGCGCUUAUCGGAAAACCCCCAAGUUCUGCCCGCUUCUAAAAGCCAAGAGCAACAUCGAGUGCGUCAUCGGCGUGGACCGGCUAGAUUGUGUAAGGCGAAUCCACAAGGGUACUGCCCACUUUGGAGUGCUUACGUCGGAGGAUCUGGUGGCUGCCCGCUGGGCCAGCGUUGAGAUCCUGGUGGCCAGUGAGUUGCGUUCUCAUGAGUCCUUUUUUGAAUACGAAAUUGUCGCUGUUGUGGACAAUCAAGCCAAUAUUCAUACAGUCCAUGAUCUCCGAGGCGCCAAGCUUUGCCAUCCCGGUUACGGUUUGGGCAAUCACUGGACAGAGGUUCUGGCCAAUUACUUUGAAGCAGCCAUGGUUUCCAAGACCUGCGACCCUGAAAUUACUGUCACGGAAGAUCGCAUUGCAUCCUCAGCGAAGUACUUUGGACCCAGUUGCAAGGCAGGUCCCUGGGUGCCUGAUCCCAAGCAGGAUCGCAUAUUAAAAAAACGUUAUCCCUCGCUUUGCGAGAUGUGCUAUGAACCCGAUAGCUGUGACCAAACCGACAAGCACUGGGGACGUCGUGGAGCUCUUUACUGUUUAACCAGUGGAGGCGGCAACGUGGCCUGGGCUCGUCUAGAUGAUGUGCGCAGUCAUUUUGGAUUCUCCGGGAUUGCGGCUCAGGCUAAUCCUUCGGAAUACAGUUACCUCUGCCCUGAUGGUCAUCUGCAGCCGAUGAACGUCUCACAUCCAUGUGUUUGGGUGGCCAAACCGUGGCCCGUGGUGGCUGCACGUCGUACCCAUGCCGCCCAAGUGCAACGUCUGGUAACUGGUCUCAAUCACGACGAACCUGAUAGUUGGCAGAAUGCUCUACUUAGCCUUCUGGAAACAUACCACGUAUUUACAGUUCCGUUGGAUAAUGUGAUAACUAUUGAUGACUAUCUGGAUCAGGCCACUGCCUUCCAGUCAGCCUACAGCUUUCCGGAAUGCAAUCCUCCACGUUCAAUAGUCUUUUGCACUACUUCCAUCAUCCAGCACAUCAAAUGUUCCUGGCUGCAGGAGGCAUCACAAGUUUAUGGUAUCCAACCCAAUAUCCAAUGCGUACGCACCAUGGAUGUGAAACAGUGCUUAGACGAUACCAAGUUCAAAGCUACUGAUGUGGUUUUAGUGGAUCAAGAAAUGCGGGUACAGGCUCAGCGGGACUACAACUUAGUACCACUUCUGUACGAGUUCGCUACGGAUAUGCAUGAUCGGUAUGUGACCAUUGCCUUGGUGCACAAGGAUUCCAAGUUCCAGAACUUUAAAGAUCUCAGGGAAGCCAGAGCCUGUUUGCCUUCGUACGAGGGAGCUUCCCAUUUAUCCGUUCUAGAAACAAUAGUGAAUGCCACAGGCAAGGUGCAUUCGAUGCACUCUUUCUUCGAUCGCGACUCCUGCUUGUGGAAUCCGCAAAAGGGCCGUAAGUGUCCUCUGCAUUAUCAGGGCGACGAGGGUGCCCUGCGUUGCCUUGCCGAGGGUGGUGAUGUGGCCUUCCUUAGCUCAGAUGUAUAUAAGAAGUAUGUGGCUGGUAAUCUCACUUCGGAUUGGCUGGCUCAUGGCAAUCACAAGGACUUCAGGGUAUUGUGCCCCUAUGGAGGCAUCGAAAAACGAUCCAAUUUCGAUUAUUGUUACCUCCAUUGGACCACUCGAGGUCAUCUAAUGACCCACAAUUCCACGUUGACUCGGCGCAAUGAGAUCUACAAUUCUCUACGAGAUAUGGAUCAGUUAUUUGGCAGAAAGUACAAGAGUGAGACGCGUCCUUUUACCCUCUACGGCAGUUUUGACAAGAGAAAUAACGUGCUGUUCCGGGAUGCAACCGAUGGACUGCUGGGCCUUCAAGAACUUCACCGUGAUAAUGCCAGGCGGGUGAUGGAGCAUAUAUACGAUCGGUACGCUAACACACAAUACUAUAGAAACUUUGACGAGAGUGGAGCCACAAAAUCUAGUCAUAGUUUCUGGAUGUUGUUUGUCGGCUUCUUUCUUACACUGCAUCGCCAGUUCACCUAGUCCCAAGCUCAAAUAUAUUCUUAUUUAUUGUGAUAUUACACUAAAACUAAUUUAAGAAUAAAAGUUGUUUUCACCAGACCUUUAUCAACAGAUCAAGGUUUUAAAUUCUUAAAAGGCAGUUGUUUUUAAAUAUUGAGCUAUCGAUAGCACAAUCGAUAACUUCACGUUAUCGAUGCCGAUUAAUAUUUAAUAAUGUAAUAUGGGGUCCUAUAUUAACUAUAUACAUAAUAUAUCUCUAAAUAUAUUGUCAAAAUGCUGCAAAGACAAUAAAUGUGUUUCAAUACAAAA
Drosophila eugracilis is the source of this 3004-nucleotide messenger RNA. RefSeq names its product transferrin. The transcript has 4 exons. Bases 572 to 2716 code for a protein of 714 amino acids. Gene Ontology annotation, cellular component: recycling endosome; early endosome; plasma membrane. Gene Ontology annotation, biological process: iron ion transport. The record is from RefSeq and is a predicted model, not a curated record. NCBI's taxonomy places the organism in Eukaryota, Metazoa, Arthropoda, Insecta, Diptera, Drosophilidae.